Plectropomus leopardus (leopard coralgrouper) is the source of this 2892-nucleotide messenger RNA. It is a transcript of the gene prrt4a, whose product is annotated as proline rich transmembrane protein 4a. The record is from RefSeq and is a predicted model, not a curated record. NCBI's taxonomy places the organism in Eukaryota, Metazoa, Chordata, Actinopteri, Perciformes, Serranidae.
AUGCUCUCUCGGUGGAAUCUUUAUCUUCUCCUGCUCUUCUUGCUUCUCUCACUUCAUGUCAUAGCCUUCACAGGAGAAAAUGUCAAGGAUACACAAGAGCCAGACACUGACUCAACAGUGUUGAGCCUCACACAGCCCCCACAGAGACUUCAGGGACCUGGUUUAGCACUGGGGAAUCCCAUGUUUGGGACUGAGAAUGUUGGCUUCCUGGGUCUACCUGUGGCUUCACCCUUAUCGUCAUCAGAGGAAUCAGAUAGACAAGGUGUGAUUGGUGAAUACGAUGAUUCACAGGAGAGCACUGAGACAUCUCUUUUGUAUCCUCAAGAGAAGGGACUUAUCAUAUCCAGACCCAGCGACACAGAGGAUACCACUAAGGAGAGUAUAUCACCAUCAUCAGGAGGACCUCGAUCUACCCAGGAACAAACAUUAAAGUAUCAGCCAGCUGACACAAGAACAGGAUCUGUUUUGAAUUCUGCACAGACUGGAGAGAAUCAGCAAACUUUCCAAGCCUCUCACAAUGAGACGACUGACAGCCAGUUACCUUUCCUUCUGUUUGGCGCACUUCCAUCAGACCAGGACUCCACUGCACCGGUGUCUGCUGGUCCUGGGCCCAGUCCUGAGAGCCCCACUCUGUCAGCAGCCAGUUGGGGAUGGACCGCAGGCCCUUCUGUUAUCCCACAAGAGGUGACUGUCCCGGUGAAAGAAACUGGGGGUGGAUUGAACGAUAUUACGAAUCGUAUUUUGCACAGAGGAGCUGUCAGCAUGGAUGCCGAUAAAGAUGACUCCAAGGAUGAUGGCCUGCAACUCUCAAAGACCAGUGCCACACUCUUGCUUGAUGGCGUCACAAACACAUCUGCCACAACCUGCAAAGCAUCAAACCAGUCCUGGACCCCCACCUACCCAAAUGAUUAUACCCCAAAUGAGUCCCUGCGCCCUUCUCUGGCUCUCAGCGCUGCCCUUUUUGUCCCCCUGUACUCGGACUGGAACUCUGCCCUCGCCACAUGGGGAUUUGCAUGGGAAGCACAUGUCUAUGGCCUGGGGUCUGUCUUUACUGUAUUUGGCCUAAUCUCUGUGGUCUGCCUUCUAGGCCUGCCCCUGCGCUGUCCCCCAGGAAGCCCGUACUUCACCCUGCUGCACUUGUUCCUCCUAGCAUUUGCAGGGAUCCAAGCUUUCUGUUUGCUCUAUGACGCUUACAAUUACCAAGAUCUUCUUCCCCCUCUGGGCUCUCUGCUGCUCUCUGAGCUACCCUUCCCCUGUUUGAUCUCAGCCUUCUCCCUCGCCUUCCUCCUUCUCUCCUUGCGUUCACGCAUGCAUCUUUCACUCCCACUUGCCAAAUCCACCUUGUUCUCAGCCUUACCCAAGCCUUGCCUGUUACUGUGUUUGUCCCUGUUGUAUUCUGGCGUCUCUCUUGGGUGUGUUGGCAUGCUCCAGCUCUUCCACAGCCUCCCCUCCGUGAUCCUGCUAUUCCCUCAGGGUGUGUUUGUGUGUCUCACCAUCUUUCUCUCAUGCUCCUACCUCAUCUUCUACUGCUUAAUGCAAUUCAACACAAAACACAUCUACAGGCUGAAUGACAAUGGAGAGAGUGGAGGAUCACCUGAGGUGAUGCGAGCUGCAAGAUGCCCCUUUGCUAAAGUGGAGGACUGGGGUAGGGCAGCAGGAGCUGGAGUAGGAGCUUCAUUGUGUUUGUUAGGAUGUGGAGGCCUUCAGCUUUAUGGGAUCCUGCAUGCCCUUGGUUUGGGUGGGGUGGAUGGCUAUGGGUUCCAGCCCUGGCCCUGGUGGGGUUUCCAGGUAGGCUGCAGGCUCUGUGAGGUUGGUGUGUGUCUAGGUUUGUCUCUCAUUGGUACACACCCUUUAUGCUGUCAAAACAACUCCUCUAUCAAGACCAUAACUCAUCCUCGGCCUGGAUCUUGGUCCCGCCUCUCCUGUAGCUCCCCUUCACGAGGGCUCACCCUGCCCUCUCAGGGAGGUGCAGAGUCUUCUGUCCUCUCUUCUCAUGAUUCUUGGUCCCAGGGUAAGCAGGAAAAGCUGGUGGUCUGUGAUGUUACUAUGAAGGGGCAAUCGGAGGCCCUUCCUCUUUUCUCAAUGGUGGAUCCUCCUGGAAAUGGGAAAGACUGUGUCCCCAAGGCAAGCCAAACCCAGAGCACUGUACUACCUCUACCUACACCCCCAAGUCCACCACACAAGCCUAAAAAUGCAGCAGAGUCUCAGCUAUCAUCACUAGACAGCCUAGGCCUGGAGACUGACUCUACUGUGGAUCUGCGGCCCCCAUCUCCAAUAGACUUGUCACGCAGCAUUGACCAGGCUCUUUUCAAUGAGUCCCUAUUCUCUCACAGUAUCUUUGGUUUGCCUAGACUCUUCCAUGCUUCCUCCAGCCACUCUUUGAGCUCUCCUAACCAAGAUGCAUCAAAGCAAGGGCCCAGCUCUGUGGAAAAUGCCCUAUACCGUACCUCUUCCUGUGGUGAUGUGGAUCAAGAGAACGCCUUGUCCAGUUCAAGACCUUCCCAACCACAUAGUUCUUUGACAUCUUACAACAAGCAACCAAUGUCACCAGAGCAGUGGGAUUGGAAAGAGAGCGUCUCUGGUUCAACCCAGGGUCUUUGCAGCAAUCCCAAGGAAACAGGAAAGUUGCGCUCACAUUCUUGGGCUAACAGAGGUCAAAACUUUGCACAGAGUAGCCUCCCACGAGCAAUCCCUCACCUGUCUUACCACAGGCGCUACCGAACCCUGAGCUUAGCCUCCCAGGACAGUCAUGGAUCCAGCCGGCUGGCAGGGACGAAACACCUGAGUGAAAGCAAACAGCUGGAAUGGGAUAUGGCCGUACAGGCAGAGUUUGUCAAUGUGUGCAGACAAAUUGACACUCUGAGUGUUUGCAGUGACACCAUUGAAUUGUAG